Porites lobata is the source of this 17566-nucleotide messenger RNA. NCBI's taxonomy places the organism in Eukaryota, Metazoa, Cnidaria, Anthozoa, Scleractinia, Poritidae. The record is from the annotation of a GenBank genome assembly.
GUGUUGUUGAGGCUGGCGAGGUUACUCAGGCAUCUUGGCAUUCGUUUUUUGGGAGCUGGAGAGAGCUGACAAAACCCGAGCAUUGUCUGUGAAGAAAUAAUCACGCUGUCAAACCUUUGACUUUUUGAGCAAGUAAUGUAGAAGGUAAGUGUGGAUUUGCUUGUGCUUUCGAUAGUUGAUACUUUACCUUGUUUUUUUGCACAUAUCUUUCUUCCAUUGCGUUACGCAGUUUUCUAGAUUUCCGACUGAAAUUUAUACAUUACCAAUGCGCGACGGCAUGCUAGACAUGUUGUCUGGCUGUACAAAUUGGCUCGUCGUAAUACUUGCCGAACGGUUGGUUUUUGUUUGGCAAAUUUUCUCAACUAGUAUUUGCGUUUGUUUUUUUUUUGCGCGCUCUUCUACCUAAAAAAAACGUUGUCCGUCUCCGUCCCUAAAAAAAACCACUUUGCGUUUGAAAUAGCCAGUAAGUUAUAAUGUCUGAAAGCGCGUCUGAGUCUAAUUUUAAACCCUCGGUUGGUCUCCACGAGAAAUUUUCACAUCCACGAAAAAAACUGUUCCAAGAACGUACAAACCUUGAGUAUAAUUGUUUCGUGAAGAGAACAUUCCAUUUUUUAUACGUUAGUCACUUUGUUUUUCAAAAUAGAACGUAAACAUAAAUAUACAUUCAAAGAAAGAACCACUCUGAAUUCGAAAUUGCGCCGAAUCUCUCAAUUUAAGAAAAUGUUUUCUUAUUUUACGAGAAAAACUUAGAACAAAUCAUAGGAUAGGAACUCAUUUUCCUGUAAUUAAAUCAGGUGGUUUGAGUUUGUGAGAACAACAUCUUAUUUCAUAAUUUGUUUGAAAUUUUUUCCUUAAAAUAAGAAAUCUCGAAUUUAGAGUGAGCCACAACAAUGAACGCGUGAUUAUAGAAUUGCAAAUUACUUUGGUGCUUAAUUUUUUUUUCAGUUUAAGUCGUAACGGUUAGAAUGUUUAUUUUUCCGUUCAGUUUCACGAGUGGGAUUUAAACAAAGCCUUUUUACUCUUAUUGCUAGGCUCCAGCAACCUUAACUAAGAGUGCUGAGAAAAAAUAAAAACUGUAGACGAAUUUGAACUGUAUUUUAUUCCAAGGAUUGUCAGGCUCGAUUCCUAAAGGUUACAACACUCCAAAGGGUCCUUCUUCUCAAGGAUUACUCAGGAUUCCAUAGAUUCAAUUCGCUAAAGGUUCAAAGAUCAUCAAGAUGGCUACAAGAAAACAACACGUUUUACGGAUCUCUCUCUCCUAGCGCUCCUAAACUCUUACAUCAUCGCACACACUCCCCCCCCCCAUGGACCAUGAAGAGUUGUCCACCUUCUAUACCUAGAAUCAAAUAUCAGAAAGAAUUAAAAAAAAAAUGAUAACUCAGUGAAUAUAGUCUCUCUCUCAAAAAAAAUGUUUAAUGUUCCGAAUACAUAACAAACUUAAUGUUCGUCUUGUAAUUCAACAAUCCACUGUCUUCUUUUUCGCUCUCCCUCGACUGCAGCUCUACGCUGCUCUCGAUUUCGUCUCACUCGACCUUGUGUUGGCUGUUCCGGUGAUUCAGGUACUUGCUCCUGAGAAGCUGCUUCAUUUGUAGAACAGCUUACUUCCAGUGGGUACAACACAACAAUUGUAGCGGUCUCCUUAAGAGUUCACCUCCGCUUGAUCCUCUCCCUUGGACUCUGACCUCAGCGCCUCUACUCUGCCCAUCCUUGCUCAUCAGAAGCUGUUCCACCUUGCCCAUCUUCCAGUAGGAUCUUGGGUGGGUUUCGUCAUGAACCAAUACCAGAUCUCCAACAGACACUACCCUUGAUCCUGUUGUCUUCUUCAACUGGUUAUGGGCAUUUCGUAAUUCAAGAAGGUAUUCUGCUCUCCAACGCUUCCAAAAAUGAGUCAGAAUCAUAUCAAGGUGUUUUGCUCAUCUGCUCAGGUCAUCCAGCGAAGUUCUAAAAUCUGCAUCUGCAGGACUGUCUAUUUCAGGAAGGGCGCUGAGUCCAGCAAUGAGGUGGGACGGUGUGAGGGAUUCUUCUAGGUCCUCAGAAGAGACAUAUGAAAUGGGUCGGCAAUUUAAGAUAAUUUCAGCUUCUGUAACAACAGUUACAAGUUCAUCAUAGGAAAGUGUUGCUCGGCCGAUUAUCUUCUUCAGUGAAUUGAGAAGUCGUUCAUAAAAACCUCCCCACCAUGGCACCUUCUCUAAGUUGUAGGGCCAUUUGAUCUUCUCUUGGGCAAAGCACUUAAGAACACUGGGAUCAUUUGUAAUCUUCUAAAGCUCCUUAGGGGCACUCUUUUUGAAGGUUUUUUUGCCUUGUCUGAUAACACUAAAGAAGGUCUUGAACGACGAGCUACAAAUCUUCUAAAGCACCUCAGAAAUGCCUCUGAAGUCAUAUUGGGCACAACCUCGAAGGGGACCGCCCUCGUAGAACAACAAGUAAACAAUUAAAUCCAGACCUUACGUUCCUUCUCACUGGUAGACUUCACAAAAAGGGGGUCCAACAUAAUUGAAACCAAUGUACGAAAAUGCAGGCGCCUCUUUCACUCUAUAGCUAGGCAGGGGUGGAGCUUGUGGAACCUUAUACGGUUUGCCUUCAAACUUCUUACAAACUGUGCAUCUAAACAACAAACUUCUGAUAAAGUAUCGGCCUCGAACAAUCAAAAAGUUCGACCUCAACUCGGUGAGUGUUUCCUUAACUCCACCAUGCAUGACUCUUUCGUGACAUCUCCAGACUACAAGUGUAGUUAAGUGGUGGCUAGCGUCAAGCAAGAUUGGAUACUUCGCAGAAUCUGUAAGCUCGCAGUUCCCAAGUCUACCUUGACAUCGAAUAACUCCUUUAUCAUCCUCAAACAACCCCAGCUGGUGCGACCUCAUCUUAAACUUCUCCUUGCCCUUCAUCUCUCGUUGUACUUCCUUGAUCCAUAGAAGUUCAGUUUCUUCUAUGUCUGCACCGUUCACAUGUAUCUCUGGCUUCUGAUUCACAUCUCCUUGUCGCUGUGCCUUUAAUAGCUAAAUAAACUUCAGAACUAAGGCUGUAACUUGCAAGGAGGUGUCCAAGAUUACUGAAGGCUUCACAUUGAAUGAUAUUACACAGCAUAGCAGGUUCACUGUUCAUUGCAAGAGCAGUCGUUACUAUCUUCCGAUCCUUUACCCUCAUUUCUACAAGGCAGGCUUCAGGGACUGGCUCCUCCGCAAUAUCCUUUCGAUUCUCCAGGCCUUCAAAACUAGUAAGCCACUUGGGACCAUUCCACCAUAGCACACUGGUCUCCAACUCAUGACAGUCCAUGCCCCGAGAGAGUAAGUCGGCUGCGUUGUCAGCCCCUGGAUAAUGAUUCCCGCAUCUUCAGGUACAAGCUUUCUUAUCUCGUCAACAUGGUGCUGAACAAAUGGUUUCCACUCUUUCUGGCUCUGAACAAUCCAAUACCAGGCUAUCUUGGAAUCUGUCCGACAAAACAAUUUGUCAAUCUUCAUUUCAGAACUAAGUCCUUCCUUUAUGCUAUGGAUCAGUCUGGACAGGACUACCGCUGAUAACAGUUCUAAACGUGGUAUGGUCUGCUCCGAGAGAGGUGCUACUCAUGUUUUUGAAGACAAAUCUCACAUACCUGCACAUGUCGUUACGAUAUGCAGAAAGACCACCACACAUGCCUUAGCUGAUGCAUCACAAAACCCAUGCAGUUCACUCACAAUAACUUCCUCUUCCGUGGCAGCAGAAUAACAUCUCGGAAGAUUAAGAGGUUUAACAGCUUGCAGUUGUGUCAACAAUCUCUUCCAGACUGACUUGCAAGAACCUUCCAAUGGUUCAUCCCAGUCUUUCUUGUCCUUGAACAGCUCUUAAAACAGGAUUUUAAACUGGACUAUGAUCAGAGAAAUCAUCUUCUCCCUUGUACAACAACUUCUCAACAAACUCUUCAAAGACACUUGGCGACCUCACACCGAGAGACUUUAAGUCCCAGAACUUCUUCAACUCUCCUUGAAGACCAUCAUAAGACACUUGAUCAGUAGCACAUGUUAAGACAUGGGUUGUCACAAGAUUACUUCACUGUUGAUUUUCUACACUCCCUAAGCAAAUGGGUCCUGAAAGUACCCAUCCCAGUUUGGUGUGAACAGCUGUAGGACCUUGGGCCCCUUUAAUGGUGUGGCCAGUCACCAACUUCCAAUAAUAAUCCAAGCCAACUAGAAUGUCAACACCAAGAGUCUCUCUUUCGGUACAAAAGUCACCAAGUUUGAGUCCCGAAAGGCAGGGGUUAUUUUUCACUGUUAGUUCCACAGGUUGACCUUGUAAUGGUUGGCAAAUCAGAGGCAAUGUAAAAGCUGACAGUGUAAGAUCUGGUUCUCCCUUUAGCUCUACUACUAGGGCCACAACUUCUACCAACUCUAAUCUUUAAACGGUACUUCCAACAGUUUUUAUUGAGCCUUGCUUCUUCUCUAGUGUAGGUAGUUAAAGAAUGUUCUUCAGGUUGUGUGUAAGAUAGGUGCGCUGACCUCCACUGUCCAGGAUUAUUCUAGCCCUGAUCUUAACCUCUGGUUGUUGAGGAUUGUACACCACGGCGUAGGCAGUUUGAAGGAACACAGGUGUAGUGGAAUCAGUAUGGAAAACGACACUAUUGGUGGCCGUUUGAGCCAUUAAGCAUUGCUGUUGUGGUCAUGGUGUGGGAACUGAUGUUUCAGGUUUCGUUGGUUGCAAAGGACUCUGGUUGGGUGGGCAAAUACUAACAUGGUGUCUGCCCUUGCAGUUAUGACACUUGAACUUGGCUAAGCAGUUACGACUAAUGUGAUCUUUUCGCAGGCAAACGGAACACCUCCCGUACUUCUUCAAAAGCUCCUUAUGGGCUGGUACAUCAGGUACUGUGCAGCAAUCCCUUGAUGGGUGUUUUCACCCUACAGUAGGUGCAGGUGGGACAGUUAGCUUCACCACUAGUUAACAAGGCAUGUGUAGUUCCAUCUUCCCUUCGUUUCGGUUUUGGUGGAGAUGGUUGUCCUUUAUUCACCGAAGACCCUCCAGCCCUUUCUCUUGCCUCAAGUUCCCUUUUGAAAACAUCAAGCAGCUGAUCUAAUUGCCAGUCAUCAUCUCCCAUUUCUCUGGUAAUAACAAGAUGAAAUUCCUGAGACAGCUUGUUCAUCAAUAUGGAUGAUAGCAAACCCCUGUACGAUUCACGUGAAACUCCUAAUGACUUUAAGCUUCUCACAUUAGAUUCAACAGUGUCAUGUAGCUGAUGCAGGCUUGUUACAUGAUAGUGAGAUGUAACAGAUUCAAGAUUAAACAAAAUUUCCAUGUGAAGAUUAAUUAUUUGCUGCUUCUUGCCAAAUCUAGCUUUCAAAAUGCCUAUUGCUUCCUCAUAGUUCGAUGCCCCAAGACUUAACCCAGAAACGGCCUCUGCCGCUGACCGUUCAAGCAAUGAGUUUAAGUAGUUAAACUUGUCAAUGGCAGUUAAACUCUCAUUUUUAUGAACUGAGGCUUCAAAACUAUCCCAGAAAGAAAUCCACUAACUGUGGAUGGCAGAUGCCACUAAUGGCAGUUAAACUCUCAUUUUUAUGAACUGAAGCUUCAAAACUAUCCCAGAAAGAAAUCCACUAACUGUUAUCGCCGUUGAACUUCUUUAACUCCAGCUUUGGCAAUUUAACUCGAGUAUUUCUCCGCACAGAUGAAAAGGAAUUCAAUGUCGAAGCUGAAGGCGGCAAAGAAUUACUCCCAAUUUGAACUUCAUUUGCUGUCUGUAUUUUAUUCCAAGGAUUGUCAGGCUCGAUUCCUAAAGGUUACAACACUCCAAAGGGUCCAACUUCUCAAGGAUUACACAGGAUUCCAUAGAUUCAAUUCACUAAAGGUUCACAGAUCAUCAAGAUGGCUACAAGAACACAACACGUUUUUACGGAUCUCUAAGGAGGCCUAGCGCUCCUAAACUCUUACAUCAUCACGCACAAAAACUUCUUAACCCUCACAAUGCUGAUGAAAAAAGCCCAAUGGUUUCUUCAAUGGGGAAGUAAGAGGAAUCAGAAGUUAUUCAUUUAUAAAGGAAUUUUAUCCGCAUGGCCCUUGAUGGAUAAAAGACUGCUUACUCCUCUCUCUACCUCACACCAUUUCACAGACAGUUAAUAACUUUGUAUAGUGAAUUUUUCUGCUGUCUAAAUAAUAAUAAAUAAUGGUAAUAGCACUGAGUGGAGUCCAGUUCCCUCUGUAAUCGUACCAGUGAUUAACAAAAUCGGAUGACCGCACAGUCUGCUUAAGCCUCCUUUACUUCUUCAAUUUGGAAUCUAUAGAAGAAGCUACGUGUACAGCAGAGUAGAGGUGCAAGAAUUAGAAAGCUCGAAAAAAGUUUUUGUUAUCAGACAUUUUAAGAGUCAGAGAGGACUUACAAUACAAUACAAUACAAUACAAUUAUUAAUUCUCCCAGUAAGGUUUUUCAGAAUCAAUUUACAUGUGCAAGAAAAAAAGAAAAGUAGAUAAAAAUGUAUAGAAAACUAAUGAUGUAAUAGUGUUUACAAUUUUAUAGAAAGAUAGUAUAAAACAAAGUGCUUGAGACUAUCAAAACUAAGCACAACUGAUUUCAACCCUAGCUAUCUUCUUAAAACAUAGAUGAAGAGUUUCUUGUCCGGCCAGUUAAGUUGUUCCAUGAUGCUACUGCCCUGUAGAAAAACGAGCACUGAGCAAUUGCCUUCCGACAUUUCAGAAGGCUAAGUUGAUCUCUAUUUCUAGUGUUUACUCGUACAUUUUUUAGCGCUGUGUGAGCUUUGAACAUCAAUAGCUCUAGGUGCCAGACCAUUCAGACAUUUAUAAAUCAUGGUAGUGUCCCGCAAGCACAACAGUUCUUUUACAGUAAGCCAGCCCAGUUCGUACAGUAUUGGGGAAAUAUGAUCGUACUUUGUGGUGUCAGUCAAUAUGCACGCAGCAAAAUUUUGCAUCAUUUGUCACUUCUUAAUAUUUUGUUUGAAUGUACCAAACCAUACAGGUGAACAGUAAAAUAAUUUACUAAAUGUAAGAGAAUUUAGGAUUAUGUUUAGAACAAGUAUCUAACCCUACUUAUGUGACACAAAAUAAAAAGUUGGAAAUGAUUUGCACAGCAAGUUCGGGAUCCUAGGAAAUCUGUUCCAAACAUGAGUGGAUAUCCUGUGCAGAACUUAAGAGAGAUAUUUUUGUGUCAUCCACGUACAAUUCAAUAUUACUAAAUUUGGUUACUCUAGGAAGAUCGUUCAUAUUUAAGCUAAAAAGCAUUGGGCCCAGGAUCGAGCCUUGAGGCACCCCAUGAGUUACCAUAAGGGGCUCCAACAAAGAAGUUCCCACUCGGAUGCAUUGUUCUCUAUUCGUGAGAUAACUAUGGAACCACUGUAAAGCUUUGUUUGAGGUGCCAAGGUGGUAUAGUUUGCUAAGUAGGGUCAAAUUACAUAGACUAUCGAAGGCCUUGCUUAAGUCAAUCAGUACCAUGGCUGUGAUUUGGCCCUGAAAAUAUGGUCGGUUACAUGUACAAGCAGGCUUAGAGUUUCAGUUGAGUGCAGCUUCCGAUUUCCACUCUGAUGGCUGGUGAGGCGAUUUUUCUGUACCAAGUAGUAAUAGGCACAGGAAAGAACGGGGUGCAUGAGAGAGUCUCCAUUGCAUGACCCGUUCUUUUUACAUAAUACUUCCAAGCAAGGACUACGAAAAAGCAAUGUUUUGUAGUUAUCACAGACAAUUUUUGCAAGAUAAAUCUGAAUUUUGGGAGCCAGAGCAACAACAGUUUUCGUCUUGAGGGAUAAAAACAUGAAACAAGUGAGGGGGUGCAUUUUAUCAGAAGUCUCAGAUACAUGUAUGCAAAAAUGCAAUAUACCAAUUAAAUUGUAAAAGAAACAUGCAGUGGAUGUCAUGCCUGCAAGAAGUUGCAGUGGGUUUUGGUUUUAAUUUCUGGUUAGUUGGUGUACAGUGGCUUAUAAAUUGUAGCUAUAUAGUUACUUAGGAUACAAAUGUUUAACCAAAUCAGAUGCAAAAUAACCUUCCGGCUGAAACUCAUUCGAAAAAAAUCCAAAUUCCCAAAAGCAAAUGUCAACCACAACUUCCUACGGAAGAAGUGUUCUUAAUAAGAUACUUUUUAAUAUUUCCUAACAGGAUGGAUUUUAUGGAAUGUAGCUUGGGAACUUGCACUUGUGAACAUCGGCCAGUCAAUCUUCACAGUAUCUCACAUAAUUUUCCAUCAGCUGCUAGUAAAAGCCGUGAAUUUAUGCAGAAUUCUCCAUCUUCCUAUAAUAAGAAGGAACAGCAUCAUGGCCCUUUACCAAAGAGAGCAAGAAUUGAAGGUACCUCUGUAAAUAAGGAAUAAAUAAAUGAUGAUUUAAAGGUAGCACAUCCACUUAGUGGUUCUUUCACAAUCUGAUUCCUGAUCAAAUUGGAAUUUGGAAAUUUUGGUUUGUAAGGGAGGAGUGGGGAACCAGAGUACCUGGUGAAAAACCUCUCGGAGCAAAGGAAAGAAUCAACAACACACUCAACCCACAUAUGGUUGACACCAGAAUUUGAAGCCCGACAACAAUGGUGCGAGGCGAGUACUCUCACCACUGCUCCACCCUUGCUCCCCAAGGCUUUCUAUAACUGCAAUUUUAUUAAGUGCAAGUAUAAGUUUCAUCAUUGUUUGGUCAUUUUUAUGAGGGUUUGAACAAUUACUGAUAUUUGGCAUGUGGCAUUUAUUUUACCGUGAUAAAAGAAACAUUGUUCUGAACUUUUCCUUCAUAGUUUACCCUUAACUUUUCAAGGAAUUAAUAUUAUCAACACUAGUUCAACAUUUUCUUUUGUGUUUGAUAAAUAACUGGCAAGUAGAAAUGUUAAUAGUGAAAAUGUAUCAAGUUCAUUUUAAAUAAUUAGUUAACCCUUUAAGUCCCAAUAGUGACCAACAUCAAUUUUCUCCCAAUGAUAUCCACACAUUGUCAAGAGACUAGGUUAUGAGAAUUAAUAAAUGAUCACCUAAGAGAAAAUGGCUUGAUCUUUUAUCAAAUUCUCUCAACUCAUUCUUUAAGACAAUAUAAAGAGAUCAGUGUAGAGAAUUUGUAUGUGGAUAUUGGGGCUCAAAGGGUUAAGUGAUCAUGUUUUGGUGCAUUAUGCAUUGUUCAUUCCCUAGCUAGCACCAUAUUCUUGCUUUUAUUGUAAAAAAUGGGUUAUGCUAGUAAAAUGAGAGGAAUGAAAAAUAAGAGAAACAAGUUGUCCGUGAUACCAGGGUUUGAACCCAAGAACAAAAUAUAAUGCAUGCGAUGAUAGUUUUAUCACUAGUCCACACUUAAACUACCAUACCUAAAAAUUCUGAAAAUAAGCCUUUUAUGUAUAAGCCACUCCAAAUAUAAGCCCCCCAAACCAGUAAUGCAAAAAACCCUCUGUUAAAAAAACCCUCCAAAUACAAGCCCCCUGAGGGCUUGUACUUGGAAAAUUGCCCUCAGGUACAAAGUAAAACAAAGCAAAAACGAUAAAUUUACUUCCAACUAUAAGGCUAGCCGAAUCGAUUUUGAAAUGCAAAUUUCCUUCCAUAGAUAAGCCCCUCUGAAUGUAAGCCCCUCCAAAAAUAAGCCCCUAAAAAGGGCCUUUGAAAAAAUAUAAGCCCAGGGGCUUAUUUUCAGAAUUUUGUGGUAACUAGUUGAGUCAAAGAUAUUUUGUUUCACGAAAAUGACUUCACUUAUCAAGUUCUCACAUUAACAACUAAACUCAAGUUAAAAUUUGAAAUGUGGCUUUAACAAGUCCAUUAAAUGGACAAAACCUAACAGCUGAUUAAAGGAUUGUUAAUGGCUUUUCAAAGUGUUGCAACAGUUUGACAAAAGCUUUGAUUAGCUAAGCAAAAUGUUGGUAAGCAUUUGAACUAAUUGUUUUGAUUUUCAAUCGCUGGAUGCCGUUUUUUGUAUUACAAAAAAAGGAGGAAAACGGAAUUUCAUUGAAUAAGGAUACCAGGACCUGCUGACAACACAAGGGACUUUAAGAUUCAAUGACGUGAUGGCAAUGACAACGUCUAAAAGAACAAUAGGUUUAAUAAGCAAAAUAAAAACUUUGCAUGUGUGUCGCACUUUGUUAUACAUUUCUUUGCCAUUUUUGCCCGACCACGACGUGAAAAUGUCCAAUUUUGUGUUUUAUGGAGAAUGUAAACAAGCAACAACGAAAUUUUGUUUCUCUUUCUUAACUUGAAUAUUAAAUUUUUCUCUUGGAAUUCAAAUUCAGGUUAUUAGCAUACAUUUGACAAAGUAAGGAAGUAGGAAUAAUCGUGAUAAACCCUGAAAGAAUGCAAAUUCACUUUUUAAGCAACAUUCUCGUUGCUGUUACAUCGUUGGAUCUUUAAGACCCUACUAUCAAAAGAAGAAAUGCCCCACUACCAGCUUUACCAAGAUAUAUGAUGAUCAUGAUAACUGUGCAAGUUUACUCUGUGAGUAAGGCAUGCUGUUCUGAUGUUUUCAUUUUUAGCAGCAGCAUUGGAGUUUUUCUCUUUGGUAUCACGUCAUUUCUAACAACUGCUUGUUAUUUCCAGUGGCUGCAGGCACAAGAGGUGGUACCUUUGAUUGUAGAAUGUGUGAAAGGGUAUACAAAACAGAGGAAGAACUGGAAAAACAUCUCCUUAAUCAUGCUGAGCAUCGGCCAUACAAAUGCCCACAGUGCAACAAAGGCUUUAAACAACCUUGCCAUUUAAACCAGCAUCUGCGCACCCAUACUGAUGAACGACCAUUCCCUUGUGAAGUCUGUCGCAAAUGCUUCAAGCAAGCAUGCCAGCUGAAGCAACACAUGAGACUUCACACAGGAGAGAAACCCUAUCACUGUUCUCAGUGCAGCCGCUCCUUCAAACAGGCCAGCCAAUUAAACCAACAUGUACGUCUCCAUACAGGUGAGAAGCCGUACAAGUGUAGCCACUGUGACAAAACCUUCACUCAGGCCAGCCAGCUUCGGUCGCAUAAGAAAACACACGAUCCAAAGCCAGACAGGAAAGCUAGCAUUUCAAGAAAACCAAGGUCCACACCCCGAGAAGCUGUAGUUAUGCCCACUUUCACAGCCAAGCCAGCUGCUCACUCAAUGCCAUAUCAACCAAGUCAUCCAAGCUUUAAUCCUGGCUUGAAAAUGGAGCCAAGUUUUGGUUUCAAAAGCUCAUCUCCCUUUGGCGCUAACAGCAGUAUACAGGUAUGUCAACUGCGAGAGCUCCCUGUUACUCCUUUGCCACCUAACUACUCAGUUGAUUAGUUUAUUAGACAUACUCGCAAUAAAAUCAAAUUGUAUUGAUUCUUAGUAAAAUAGCUGUUACAAACAUUUCUGUGCUUUUUAAAAGCUACGUGUCCAGUUGAAGUGACAGGGUACCGUGUAACAGUGAAUGUCCUAGUUGACUCUAAACAAAUAAUUUUAAUUAACAAAAUUAACCCAAGUUUUUAUAGUGUAGUGCCUUGCACACAAAUAAAGCGAUUUCAGUGGAGAGAAUUCCUGUAAGAAACUAGCAUGGUCAUCUGCCUGUUUCCAAGGAUAGGUUACCCUAUUUUCUGGUUACCAAAGAAAGUGCAUGGUAAUUAACAUACUCUGCACAUUUUUGUUUUUUGGAGGUUAAAGGAUCAUUCCAAAACAAUUUGCCAUAGAUUUGACAGUUGAUCCACCUAGUCAACUGAGACAAAACACUUAACAACAACUUUUACAUAUCUGGCAGGCCAUGGUGUAAAUUAUUGCUUAGUUUAUAACCAGGGCAUUUUUAUCUGAGAAUUUGACGCUUGGGUUACCAAUGUUCCUCGUAGGCAGGCACUCCUGUUAAUAAAUCGAGUGUUAGAAUUAUUAAUUUAUUCACUUAUGUUUUGCUGACUUAAUGCAGAUCAUGUGACAAUAUUCAAGGGAGCAUUCUCUGAUAAAAUUACAUACAUUCCUGCUUUCAUAUGCUCUUUAUUUCCAACAAGAAAAGAGAGCAAAUCUCCUUAGUAUUGUCAUGGUUUUCACCAGCACAAAACAUAAAAGCAAUGACUGAAGGUCUACUGGUCUAUUGAUUUCUGGUACAAAAUUAUGCCUGAUUAUUACAGUGCAGACACUCAAAUGGGACACUUGGAAGGAGAUUGUCCAAUCACAACCUUUUCUGAAACCAAAGAUUUUCAAGGUUUUUUGCAAACAGACCGAUAAAAUUCACAGUUCAACUAUGUGUCCAUUGAAAACUUUAAAAGCAUUUGAACUUACUUGACCUCUCAGGAAACAGCCUUCAAAUUUAUGAAUUUUAUGGGUCCCUUUGCAAAAAACUUGAGAAUCUUUUGUUUUCAGAAAAUGUUGUGAUUGGACGAUGUUCUUCCAAGUGUCCCAGUUUGAGUAUCUGUACUGUAAAGAAACAAAUACACUGUUAUUGAACAAAAUCUAGACAAUUCUUCCAUGCCAGCAGUAACCAACCUUUCACAACAAAAGUUGCAGCCCAGCUCAGCACUAUGGUGCUUAACAGCUUACACUCAUCACUGAAAUGUUGGGAAUUUUUUAGUGACAAAAAUGUUUUAUACACAUUAUUAUGUUGUGGAAUGAAUUAAUUUUUUACAGAAAGAUUAAUACAGUGUACAGCACCAGGUUGACCAUAUGUUUGUUUAGUUUUAAUGUCAGAAGUUACAGUUUACAAGUAAGUUCCUUUUUUUAAUAAUAAUUAUUAGUUUGCCCCUGUGUUUUAAUUACUCUUGGAGCUACUUCCAAGCACCUACAACCACAGCAAAUUAUGCAUUGCUUGUACAAAAUUAAGUUCAUACCUAUUGCAUCAGGCUUUGAACGUUGUUAAGAUUACAUUCUUUUUGACAUACUAUAGGUGUGAUCUUAAUUUUGUAUGUGCAAUACAUUAGGCAUGAAAGUGGCUUCAUUUGUAAUCAACGACAUUUGAUAUAUGAGCAUGAACAAGGGUGGUACCAGGAAUUUUGUUUGAAGGGGGAGGUCUAAUGUGGUCACUCUGUGGAAGCUAAUUCUUUCCAUGUGCCUGUGUUGUUGCACAAUAGUACAUAACCCUUGCUGUAACACCAUGCACAGCUUAAAUGACAUUUCAUUGAUAAAGGACCCAGGGUUUAAACAUUUGCCUCUUGUGCAAAGUGUUAUGAUAAUUUUGACCUCAAGCUAAUGUGCAUCACAAGGUUUAUUUUAAGCUGUGUGGUGAAAGUUGUAUGGGAUUCUUCAGAGGUAAUUUUUUCAUAUUCGAUUCCAAGCAGUCAGUCAAAGAGAAUGCAUGUGUCACAAGGAGAUUUCUGUUUUACGUCAAUCUGUUUUAGUGCCUUUACCCAUACACUGUCACACAGUGUUCCUGUAGAGUAAAGAAGAAGGUAUCAGACAAAUUUCAUCAGGGAGAUUUAACUGUUAUGACAUUUGGUGAUUUUGCAGCAUCACAUUAAAAAAGUUGCAUUAAAAGUUGGCCCAGCUUUCAAUCCAUGUCCAUCCUUGCCAUCUGUUGCAACAGACGACUGGAAACAGUUUGAGUGCCUAAAUAUCGCCCUAAAUAACAAAGCUGGACCAUUAUUUUUUUGGAAUUCAAUUGCUGAAAAAAAUGUUUUGGCUUUUUAGAAAGAUAGAAAUAGGUUGACAUAGUCCCUUUAAGUACUUUUAAAAUCAUUGGGGUCUGACAGAUACAUUUGGACAUGGUGUACCCGGCCUCCUCCUCCUCCUCCUCCUCCAACCUGGAUCCACCACUGAGAAAUGCAUGUCUUUAACAUAAAUUGAAGCCCUAAGUGAUUUCUGAUCAACUGUUAGAAGUCCUCUCCUCCAAAGAGCCCUUGUUCAUGCUUGUAAGUCAAAGGGAGGAUUUGGCAUUAGAUCAGUAGUCACUCCAUGUCUUACACCACAUAACCUUCCUGUUGAGUUUCAGUCUUGUAGCAGACUUAAAUUAAUGAUGACUGUUCUCACCUGGAUAUAAUAUUCUUUAGAUUGUGUCACUAAUAUUAAUAUAGUCUACGAUUGUUCAAGUUUAUUCAUGGUCCAUUUUAUUUUUUGAUUAUCACAGAAAACACAUUUAGUGAACGAAGAAAAAUGUAAAAUGUACCAAGGAUACAUGUCUGCUCAUGAGUAUGACCAUCCCCUCCCCAAUCCUACCCCUCUCUAUUAUUAUACUAUUGUAGUUGGGACUCCUCAUACCCCACCCCCUAAAAGUUCCUUUGACUUUUCCCUGUGAUAUGGUAUAUUUUCUGGUGUCACUUAAAAGGGGUUAAUUAGUUUGUAGAGUGGUAGUGUGCAUUUUUAUGAAUUGAAAUAAAAAAGUAAGUUAUUAUUAUUAUGGAAUGUAUCAGAUACAUUCCAUUUUGUCCCAGGAGACAAUAAACUGCAUGUGAAGAGAGAGACUACUUAAGUUAAGGAAUAUGGAUUUGUGUUAUAGUUGCUAGCUUUUAUAUUUUAGAAAAAUUUGAAAGUUAGCAGCAUGGUGACCAUGCACGUUUAUGAGCCAUAUUUUAUUUUAAGUAUGAAAAUGACAGUAUUUUACAUUUUAGGACAAUAGUGGCAAAGAGUUUCAUACUGCUUGUCUUACAAUAAUUACUAAAUAUACACUGUAAACUUGUCAAAACUCUUUUAAUCACAGCAAGCAUAACUGCAUGUGAAUUUUUGUUAACUUCAAAGUGCAGACAUGUCUGACCCCCUCACUCUCAGAAAUGCCACUGAUUACAAUCCAAGUGGCAAAACAUGAGCAAUAUUGUUGUACUUGAUGUUCUAAUAUUAUCAGCAUUGUCAUCACCAUCAUCAAAUUGCCAAAGCUCUCUAUCGACUCUGGGAGUGAAGAGGUCUGACAUAAUAUGCACACCAUUACCUGAGUAUAAACACAACCCCAGGGAGUCGAUCAUUCCUUUUCCAUUGUUUGUGUUUAUUUUUCUACUUCUAAGUCAUGAGCUGCACCUUGAGUUGUGCACACUCUGCUGUUAAGACCAGGUUUUACAUUUAUUUUUCUUGGUGGCGGUUCUGGUUUGUCACUAGCAUGUAAAGUUGACUGAUAAUUUGAUCGGUUUUGACAUGAAAACAGUCAACUUCAACUGGGUCUUUAAACUGUUAUAAAGGAAAAUCAAAAAUCAUUUUGUGUCUGUUUUACUAGUUUAAUUUGCAGGCUGCUAGGUAAACUUACAGCCUUCUCCAUCGUUUAAAAGGAAAAAGGUCUUGACCUGCCACUGCAUUUGAUAAUAAGUUUUAACACUAGAAAUUUUGUAGUCAGUUCAUUAAAACGCCCUUCUUAUACCUUAAUGUACGCUAACUGAUAACAAGUGGGAACUAAUAACCUAGGGCUGCUAUGAAGUUUGCAUGUUUCUAGCCUUAAUUUUCUUACCCAAAAAGGAAAGUUUACUAAACAUCGCUAAAAUAGGGAUGUAAGCUACAAUGGCGCUCUCCUACUUAGAGGCUUCUAUUAGUAAUCGUAAAAAAGGGAGCAUGCAGAUGUUCCAAGCAUGCCUUCUGUUCCCUUUGCCCCACACUUUGGAUGGUGCAAAGAGGCCACUGUUGAGGAGAGAGCUGAUGUUAUCAGGCUGUGUAAUAAUUAUUACUUAAGUUUGUUACUGUUCUAUACUAAAUUACUGAGACUGUUUUGUGUUAUUAAAACCUUGUGUUGUGGGUAUCUCUGAAAGAAGUCACCAAAAAGUUGGCAGAAGAGUGCUAGUUUGAAGUCCUGCAAAGUUUCAAAUGCACCUUCACUCUCCUUCGUUGCUAAUAAAAACAAUAGAAAAGAUGAUUGAUCGUCAGACUUUUAAAUGAUAUGUUUCAGUUAACAUAUUACACAUUUUGGGAGAAGAAAACGAAAUAACCGAAAUGAAAUUCUGACACCAAUUAAUUUUGGUGAAUAUGCUUCUGAGAAAAUUGCAUAAUGGCAUUCUGCUGUAGGAUGAUAAAAAACUUUGUAGUUUCUAUUUUGAAAGUCCAUGUUGUUAGGGGGUACUUCCCAGGGGCAUUCUCCUCCUUCAAAGAUGACUUGAGGGUGCUUAUCACAACAGGGCGCGGCUCAAGUUCAUUUUAAUAGGUACCCAAAAACUAGUUGAGUGACAGAAUAGUUUUCACGAUCAUUUUUUGGCUCGACACUUUUGAAGACUCUUAAAGGUGGCCAAACUGCGCUAAGCCAGCUCUAAACUGUACCAGUUGACAAAAGGUGUCACAGGCACCCCAUCAUUUUGUAGGGGUUUCACUCCCGGGAAUACAUACAUAGACUUUCUCACCUUUUUCAGUCUUUGCCUCACUAGGGAGCCUGUUUAUAGUCCCUGAGGCAUUUUCCAAAUAUUUAGUUAAAUAACCAACUCAAAGUCUGUUGCUUUAAUAGACCUUUUCAGCUUGUGUGGUUUAUUUGCCCAAGUCAGGUCACGUGAUGUUCUCAAGGGAAUUUACUUUGCCUUUGUCUUGUCUUAAAUUAUGCACGCGUAUGCAGGUGGUUCCGAAAACAUUUGAAAGAAAACAAGCACAGUUCUCUGGGUACAAUCCCAUGGUAAAUAAAUUAUAAAUUAUGUAUACGCAUGCACGUGGAUAGGACGACAUUUGAAAGAAAAAGAUCUCGUGAGUAAUUUCUCAUGGCAAAUAAAAUAUCUCUUGAUUAUAAAUUAUGCAUGCGUAUGCACGAGGACACCAAAAAAGUUGAAAGAAACCGGUCCCUGGGGUUGCGUCAAAUGGACUGAAAUGAGCAAACAAAACAUACAAGCUAAAAAGUUAUAUUCGUGCAUGGACGAACUGUGUGAUAAAAAAAAAAGCUAGGAAAAUUUUCAGAGAUACCCAUAAAAGGUUCAUUUUUUCUGCAGCACUUAAUACAUGAUAUUCAAUUCCGGUAUGACUUAAUCAGUAGUGGUUAAAUUUACUGUUCUUGCAUGAAGUUAUCUGCCUGAUGCAGCCAGGACAUGUCACGUCAAAGAAAAUUGGGCAAUUGACCACAAUCCUUCGUAAAUUCCGGUUGAUCACCACAUUCGAGUCCAACUGUCAACUGAUAAAAAAUUUUACAAGUGUGAUUUUCAAGUGUAGCUAUUGUUAGGGCCAAUUUAAUAAAUCUAUUACAAGUUUACACGUGUAAAAGUCUUAUUAAAUGUACGGUAAAACGGGCGACAAAAUUGUAACACUGCUCCAAAACAAGUUGAAAAACGAUGUUGAGCGCUUUUACCGCCUGCGCUCAAACCUGCUUUGCAAGAUAUCAGAUUUUUGCAGUUUGCAAAAUGUUGUGGUAGAAAGUAGAGAGUAGUUUUACUUUUUGCGACAAAAUCUGUACAUGUUGCGCGUUUUACCUGCCCAAGUCAAACUUCUUUUGCACAGCAAGUGACGUAACUCCGGUGUAUGGCGUGACUCCCGCCUAAUUUUAUCCAAUCAGAAGUCAGUAUUCAAGCAACUUUGUUCCCUUACAGGUCUGAACAUGGUAAAACGCGCUACAUAGCUUUCAACUAGUUUGUCCAGCAAUGUUAUGAAACAAGUUGCACGAUUUUGUUGCCCGUAACGUAAAUUAGCCACUUAUUGUAAACAAUGGCUACACUUUUCACUUACUUUUGUAAAAGUUUUAUAAAAUAUGACCCCGAGUUUCGCGGCAGCGGUGUGAAAAAUGUCUAAAUUCUUUCUAGACACGAAAGGAUGUAUUUGCAAUCGUUCACAAAUUUUGAGGGACUCAUGUGGUUGUGGCCUUAUGCUUUUGCAGGACUUCCAUAUGCUUGAGUUUUCCAUUCACAGACAAUCAAAGUUGUUAGUUCUUUGUGCC